AUGCCGGAAACCAAGGCUUUCGCCCUAACGGUCCACUACAUGGGCGCGACGUACGACCUAGCAGAGUUCGCCCACAAACACCCGGGUGGCAUUAAUACACUGAAGGGUCUUCACAAUCGGGAUAUGCAGGAACGAUUCGCGAACGCACCCGCUCAUUCCGCUGCCGCCAAGUAUUUGAUGAAGGAAUACAAGAUCUGUGAUAAUAACAAUAACUAUGACAACCACAAAAUAAUCGCCAGCAGUAGUAAUGGUCACCCGAACGGGUCACUAAAUGGAACCAACGGAUCCGCUGACUUAAAAGGAUUCAGCAAAGCACAUCUGCCUCAGAACACCGAUGACAGCAUGGAGCACCUCGUCGACUGGAGCAAGCCUAUGCUAACGCAAAUUCCCACCCUUGGCAAACACUACGUCGAUUGGGUCAACAAACCGGUGGAUCGAAAAUUGCGCCUCUUCGGACCCACGUGGCUAGAAAAUCUAACCAAAACGCCGUGGUGGGUUGUGCCAGCAUUUUGGAUACCAUCCAUCCUGUACCUUAUUCACCUAGGAGUAAUACGUCAAUUAGCAAAGCCAGCCGAAGAGCUAACGCUGAGAGAUCACCUCUCUCUCACCGUGUUUAGUUGCCUUUGCUUUGGGGUCUUCACUUGGACCCUACUGGAGUACACCUUACAUCGCUGGGUAUUCCAUCUGGAUCCGAAAAACAAUUGGAUCCUGCAUACGUUCCAUUUCCUAAUUCAUGGAUUACACCACAAAGUACCUUUCGAUCCGUACCGAUUAGUAUUUCCGCCGGUUCCGGCAGUAUUGCUAGCUAGUUUUUUCUACCAACCCGUAUGGCUGUUGCUGCCCCAUCCGCUGCUGAUGCUGGCCGGUGGACUGAUAGGAUAUCUUGGUUAUGAUAUGAUCCACUAUUAUAUUCACUAUGGUAGCCCCAACGGUGGUCAUCUGUAUCAUAUGAAGCGGUAUCACUAUCAGCACCAUUUUGUCCAUCACGAUUUAGGAUUCGGAAUCAGCAGCGCAGUAUGGGACAAAGUAUUUGGAACAACAAUCCUGCUUCGUAAACUUAAGUACCUGCUGAAAUGGUAG
Molecule: messenger RNA, 1080 nt
Organism: Sabethes cyaneus
Lineage: Eukaryota; Metazoa; Arthropoda; Insecta; Diptera; Culicidae
Gene: Fa2h
Exons: 4
Coding region: 1-1080 (359 amino acids)
Biological process (GO): lipid biosynthetic process; fatty acid metabolic process
Cellular component (GO): endoplasmic reticulum; membrane
Molecular function (GO): iron ion binding; fatty acid 2-hydroxylase activity
Source: RefSeq, a predicted model, not a curated record